GGAGGAAACCUGAUCCCACUCUCUCUGUUUCUCUCUGUGGAAUAAACGCUUAGCCCUCAGCGUUAUUGGCCUUGCUGCUAGCUUGCAGCUUAGCCCGGCCCAGUUUGGACCCGGUGUGAUAGUGGUGGAGGUGGAGGUGGUGGUGGGGAUGGAGCGGUUCCUGGCCCUGCUGCGCCUGCUGAGCAGGAGGAGGCGAGGGAGGAGGUACCGGGCGGACGAUGAUUACCAGGAAGGCUACGAAGACGUUUACUACUACACCAGCAAGUACAACACAAACCUACUGAAUGAAGGGCCGUACACCAAACACUCCGCCGGGUCGCGACCUCCAGAUGGAGCGCUGGCCAUCAGGAGACAGAGUAUACCAGAUGAGUUUCGGGGCUGCACCGUGGUGGAGUUGAUGAAGAAGGAGGGCACGACGCUCGGGCUGACGGUUUCUGGUGGGAUCGACAAAGAUGGGAAGCCUCGGGUUUCAAACCUGCGACAGGGAGGCAUCGCAGCCAGGAGUGACCAGCUGAACGUGGGCGACUACAUCCGCUCCGUGAACGGCAUCAACCUGGCCAAGUUCAGACACGAUGAGAUCAUCAGUCUGCUGAAGAACGUGGGUGAGCGGGUCGUUCUGGAGGUCGAGUACGAGCUGCCGCCUGUCUCAGUGCAGGGGUCAGGGGUCAUGUUUAAGAACGUGGAAGUCACGCUUCACAAAGAAGGGAACAGCUUCGGCUUCGUCAUCAGAGGUGGAGCUCACGAAGACAGGAACAAGUCUCGUCCCAUCGUCAUUACAACCAUCCGGCCGGGCGGGCCAGCAGACCGGGAAGGAACCAUCAAGCCAGGGGAUCGGUUGUUAAGUAUUGAUGGGAUUCGUCUCCAUGGCAGCACACUCUCUGAGGCCAUGAGCAUCUUGAAGCAGUGCGGGCAGGAAGCCACGCUGCUGAUCGAGUACGACGUCUCCGUGAUGGACUCUGUUGCCACGGCAUCGGGGCCACUCCUGGUUGAAGUCGCCAAGGCAGCAGGAUCCAGUCUGGGCGUGGCCUUGUCCACCUCCAUGUUCUGCAACAAGCAGGUCAUCAUCAUCGACAAGGUCAAACCAGCCAGUAUAGCAGACAGGUGCGGCGCUCUUCACGCGGGAGAUCACAUCCUGUCUGUUGACGGGAAGUCGAUGGAGUUUUGCUCCCUGGCUGAAGCCACUCAGCUGCUUUCUGCUUCCUGUCAGACCGUCCGCUUGGAGAUCCUGCCGCAGCACCAGACCCGACCGGCCCUGAACGCACCACAGCACGUCAAGGUGCAACGUAGUCCCCGCCCCCUCCCCUGGGAGACCGGAGGCUCCGCCCCCAUCCUCCCCCCCUACCACUACAACACGUACCACCCUGACCAAUCAGGCGCCAGAUCGCACAACCGCCAUACAAACAACCCUCCGCUCAGCCACUCCUUCUCUCCCGGCUCCAUGUCGGCCUACAGCCUCUCCUCCCUCAACAUGAGCACCCUGCCCAGGAACAUGUAUCCCACAAGUCCACGGGGCACGCUGAUGAGGAGGAAGGGCAAGAAGAAGGACUUCAAGAGUUCCUUGUCUCUUGCGUCCAGCACCGUGGGUCUCGCUGGUCAGGUGGUCCACACGGAAACCACCGAGGUGACGCUGCUAGGCGACGGCAUCAUGGGUUUCGGCCUGCAGCUGCAGGGAGGAGUGUUCGCCACGGAAACGCUGUCAUCGCCGCCGCUCAUCGCCUACAUCGACCCCGACAGCCCGGCUGAGAGGUGUGGUAUCCUGCAGAUCGGUGACAGGAUCUUGUCCAUAAACGGCGUCCCGACCGAAGAUUCGACCCUUGAAGAAACCAAUCAGCUGCUCAGAGACUCGUCCAUCACCGCUCAGCUCACGCUGGAGAUCGAGUUUGAUGUGGCCGAGUCGGUCAUCCCAAGUUCAGGGACGUUCCAUGUGAAGCUCCCAAAGAAACCAGGAGUGGAGCUGGGAAUCACCAUCAGCUCUCCGUCCAACAGGAAACCAGGUGAUCCUUUGAUCAUCUCGGACAUCAAGAAAGGCAGCGUCGCACACAGAACGGGGACGUUGGAGUUGGGAGACAAGCUGCUGGCCAUCGAUAACAUCCGAGUGGAGAACUGCUCCAUGGAGGAAGCUGUUCAGAUCCUCCAGCAGUGUGAGGAGCUCGUCAAACUGAAGAUUCGCAAAGAUGAAGACAACUCAGAUGAACAGGAGGUGUCUGGCAGCAUCAUUUACACAGUGGAGCUGCAGAGGUACGGCGGUCCGCUGGGAAUCACCAUCUCAGGCACCGAGGAGCCCUUUGACCCCAUCAUCAUCUCCUCCCUGAGCAAGGGGGGGCUGGCAGAGAGGACGGGUGCGAUCCACGUGGGCGACCGUAUUCUUGCAAUCAACAGCAGCAGCCUGAAGGGGAAACCUCUGAGCGAAGCCAUCAGUCUGCUGCAGCAGGCGGGAGAGACGGUCACGCUGAAGAUCAAGAAGCAGGGAGAGCUGUCAAGCCCAAAGUCCUGCGUGAUUGGGCCGGGGGUGGGGCUUAAUCAGGAGAACCAGGAUGGGGAGGAGGAGCCUGUUGUCAUGGUCGCACCUCCAACGAGCCAGAGGGCGUUCAGCACGCUGCCGUCUGUGGACAGCGCCGUGGAGUCCUGGGACGGAUCCAACAUGGACAGCAGCUUCACCACUCCAGCUCCAACCUUUCAGUCGUCACCGUACAGUUUCCACGAGUGGCGCAACGCCAAGACAAGCAACAGCCAGUCAUCUUCCUCCACUCGUCAGCGAGCCAAUCCGCUGUCGGAUCUGGGUCUGAGUGACGACGACUGGGACCGCCCACCUCUUGGAGGAGGCUGUAAUCUGCCCAGCGGUCUAAUCUCUGAUAGCAGGUUUACUGUGGGGCAUGAUGGGACAGAACCGGACCAGGAGGAGAACUUCUGGUCUCAGGCUCUGGAGGACUUGGAGACAUGCGGACAGAGCGGCAUCCUGAGAGAGCUGGAGGCUACAAUCAUGUCAGGCUCCACCCUCAGUCUAAACCAUGACCCCACCCCUCUGCGCAGUACAUUGGGACGCCAGGCGAGUUUCCAGGAGCGCAGCAACUCCAGACCACAAGUGACUCCUCGAUCCAACACCUUGCCCUCUGACCCUCAGCGCCGAGCCUUUGCCAUGAGGAAGAUGAGGCAGGAAGUGAAUGACAUCCUAAACCAGAACCCUGUGGAACUCCACAAGCUCACUCUGGAGAAGGCCACAGACCUGGAGGAUUUUGGUUUCAGCGUUUCUGACGGAUUGCUGGACCGUGGCGUCUACGUCAAUAACAUCCGACCAGGAGGCCCGGCAGAGCGGGGCGGCCUCAGAGCCUACGACCGAAUACUACAGAUUAACCAUGUGCGGACCAGGGACUUUGACUGCUGCCUUGUCGUUCCGCUGAUCGCAGAGUCUCCAAACCGCUUGGAGCUCGUCAUCAGCCGAAACCCUUCAUCCUCCUCCUGCUCUUCCUUGCUGGCCAAUCACACUGAUGGCACAGCCAACAGCAGCCAUUCCCCUCAGCCAACCGGCAGCGAGCUGGGACCCUCGGAGCUCUCUGUUGGCCAAGGAGAGGAUAGUGGUCCAAUCAAGUGGAGCCAACCCGGAGAUGGUUUGGGGGCGGGGCUUGGGAAGGGGCAGGUUACAAAUAAUUCCUUAUAGCAGACAAAAACUGUAUCAAACUGGAUUCAAGCAGAUGGGACUGGAGAAGGCAGUGAGGAAAACUGUACAACAAAGUUGAACCAAACAGACUUAAAACUGGUUGAAACUGGUUCAGAGUGGACCGCCCAUGGUGCUACACACACCCUCUGGAUGACCUUUGACCACUAAAAUUUGACCCUAGUACUGCUAAAGCAGCCUGAAAGCACAGUGAUGAACUGGAGCAACUCCACACCUUUUAACCUGAACCAGUUCUGUAAACUGGUACUACUGGUGUCACUGGAACCAGAAUUAUAACUACUGAUCCUACUGGAGCAGCAACUGGGGCUACUGGCCUACUUGGUCUAAGAUUAAUAGUUACUGGUCCUUCUAGCUUAGAGCCAUGGCUACUGGUUCUACUGAAGCCACAAAUACAGCCAAUAGUCUUACUGGUCUACAAGCCUAGAACUAUAUCCCUAUGAAGUCAGUGCCACAGCCAAUGGUCUUACUCUUUUAAGAUUGAUGGUACUGGUUCUAGAAGUCUAGAAUUACAUGUUGAAGACACAUGGGUUCUGGGCUUAAUGGUCAUGGAAUCAUGGUCCCAGGUUCCACCAAAGUCAGAGCCAAAGUAAAGACCUAAGUAAAAACUAUGAUCCUGGUUCAUAGUCUUUCGGAGUUACAGAACCAUAAGUACUGGUCCUGCUAAAGCCAGAACCCGAGCCAAUAGUCUUACUGUACCAAGACACAUAGGUACUGGUCUUAGUGGGUGCAGGACAAUGGUUACUGUUUCUACUGAAGCCAGAGGCAAAUCUAGUGGUCUUGCUGGUCAAAGCAUGGUUCUAUUUUGUGGUCUCAGUGGCCAAGGAAUUAUGGGUACUAUGCCAGAGCCAUGGCCAAUGCUUGGGGGAGUCCAGAGCCAUGGGUCCUGGCCCUACUAGAACCAGAACAGUGGCUUUUGGCCAAGAUCCACAGCAGCACAAAGACUGAUAGGACUUGAGUCCAGAUACUGAAACCUGCUGAUGGGCAUAACAGUUGCCAAGGAGACUAGGGAUGCUCUGAUCAGUGUCUAAAGCUGAUGUUAUUACAACACUGAUAACUGACUUCUUAUUUUUGUGCAUAAGAAAGCCUUAUGACAAAGUCUUCUCUUUGAUAUUCUGCCAGCUGGAAUCACUGGUUCUCAGUACACUAGAAACUAGAUCAAGCAAAAGAAAGUCUGAAGUUACUGAAGGUGUAACUGUUCCAAAUAGUUGUACUUGAUGUUGGGAAGUUUAUGGAAAGCCCAUUUUAGCUGCAGGCCCACAUAGAAAUCCCACAAGAAACCUGAGAUACCUUAAUUGGCCCAGAAGAUUGGAUUAAGAGAUGAGACUAAAGAUGGUCAUGGUUAAGUGCAAGUCUUCAGUGGGUAGGAUGUGAGUGGAAAUGGUGAUGGAAAGAGAGCUCGAGCUCAGAAAUGGUUGGGAUUGGGUGAGGUUUGGCAAACACAGGCAAUGAUCAGAUGGAGCUGCUUCAAAUAAAUGCCCAACAUGUCGCAUAAUCUGAAGAGACAUCCAAAAUAUAAUAUUUAAAAAAGUCCAUGGAUAAAGAACUCCAUGGCUAGUUCAUCUGGCAAUUCAAGGGUUGAGUACUUCGGGCAUUUGCAGGUGUCGUUUUUUCACGAUAAGCAGACAAAUUUCAGACACAGUUUUGUUUCAGUAUUCUCUGGAGGUUGAGUUGACUGAAAGCUUUGAGGGGUUUUAAAGCUUUUGCAUGCUUAUUUGACACAAAAUUCUACUGGAAUAAUAAUAACUAGCACUCAGUCGAGUUUUAUUAUGCACUUUAUUGGACUAACACUGUAAAAAUGAGCAAGCUUUGCCUGAGCUUUGGCUCCACUCUAAUGGCUGCUAUAAUUUAUGCAACCUGCUUUUUAUCACUGUUUACUGAAUUCCCCGAAAAUGACGACUGACUUCUAAUAUUUUAUGAUGCCUUUCAUAAGAUUUAUGUCAUACGACCCUUCACUGCUACACUGACAAAUAAUAUAAAACAGGUUAGCAUUGUUCUCUGAGAGCUGGACUCGUGAUCCUGGUUUUCAGUUAGCAGGAAAACCUGCAGCUGCAGAUAUAUUUAUUAAGUUUAAGUUUAGUGUGUGUUGAUUAAUUCAGCACAUGAUUGGAGAACUGGUAGCCACCAUUGAAGCCUCUUGAAUAAAUUGGGGUAGGGUUAGAAAGAAGUGUCAAAGGUUUAAAAAUCACAUCAAAAAACAUUUCAACAGGUAAAAUACUGCCACCCAGUGGUGAAGGUCUUGGUUAAGAUUUGCAGAGACUAAUUUUAAAAAAGCACCUUUAAAAAAGCCAGUGUAACAUCAGCUGAGUAAACAGAAGCUCUUAGGAAUAAAAAAAAUGGAACAAAGCACAGAUUAACUUUAUGUGGCCUCUAUGUGGAGGUUUUUAUAUGCAUACCAACUGACAGCCAGCUUUUGCAUCACCUCUUCAUGCCUAUAGGCAAUGCAAAUACAGCUAUGUGAAAACCACUGGUUAGUUUGUGAUUGAAGAAUCACGGCCCAGAAAGGGAUUAUUAAUCCAAAGAGUUUCACUUCCUGCUUAAAUAAAGGUUUAAAAAAACAGAAGAAAGUCCUUAAAGGUAUUUAAUUCUUGGAAAACUAUGCACCUUUGACCCUAUUUGGUCCAAAGGGCCUGUGGUCCACAUCAUCUUAGGAAUCUGAGAACACAACGCCCAUCUUUAAAAAUUCUCCAUGGUUUAUGGUGUUUUGUUCAAAAAUGUAUUUCAAUUAAUUUGCCUGAGAUUUGCUGAUCUUGGAAACGCAGCUAAACGUCCGUGUCCUAUAAAAAAUGUUUCUUUGAUUUUACACUUUCUACUUUAAAUCAUAAUUUUGCAGAGCUAACGUUAAGCAUUCAUCGUUGAACACUCCAGCACCAUCUGGACCAGAUGUGCUGUUAUUAAUGUAAAAACUGGACUCUGCACUGCUGCAGAAACAUCUGCUGAGGAGGGUCAGGAGGUGUGGUCAGAAGCUCCUUAUGUGUCAAUUGUAGACUCUUCCUAGAGAAAAGUGUGUUUAUAUAUUAUAGAAAGGACAUUUUCUUUAUUUUUAUUAUUUGUGAAUUUUAACUUUAAAAACAAAAUCAAUGAAAUUCCAAUAAUGAUCAGCUGAUACUGAUCGGCGCAUCCCUGUUAAAACUGAAGGUUUACUGUUAAAAUUUUAGUUCUGUGCCAUGAACGAGCUGCAGGCUGGAAGAGUUACGGGAACCACGGCAACAAUGAUGAUGAUGAUGAUGAUGAUGACACUGAGCAGUUCAAUAAGACUUUUUCUACUGUUUACACCUGUCGGACUGGCCACACUGUGUAUGUGUGUGCGUGUCUGUGUGUGUGUGUGUGUAUGUUCCGGUUAAACACAAGGCCAGUUAAGCCCCUCCCACCGCAAGUCCAACACCUCUCCCUUUCCUCCUCCCGCUAUUCUUUACCCCCUAACCAAUAGGCAACCAGAACAACAGGCGGCAGUUCUGAGUCGGCUGAUUGGCUGGAACCAAUCAGAAAAAUAAACAUUUCCUUCUCUGUCUGUCUGUGAUUGGUUCUCCUCCACUCACAAAACAACCAAUCAGCUUCCAGGAAGAAGUCACGCAUGUCACCUACCCCAAAUUCCCUGCCCCCCGCCCCCCCCAGUGACAGUGAUCUAUUAUGCUAAUCGAUUGGUGUGUUUUUUGAUUGACUGUUGUCAGUUCUGUUUGUUUAUAUGUUUGUUUCCAUGGUGACUGAACCAGAAAAUAUGUAAAAUAGAUUUAAAAAAAAAAAAAAGAAGGUUCAGUUCCCGUCGCUGUUCACAUCAAAAACCAUCAAACCCUGAAAACACCAUCUCACAACCACAGUAACGACGAUGUUACAUGAGAAAAAAAUCCUGUUAGAACAGGAAACCUGUGACAGUAAAUACCUGAGUGUGGGUGGGGGGGGGUGUGUGUGUGGGUGCAAGAGUGUGUGUGAGCGUGUGUGUUUAUUUUCGAGUGAUGUCAACAUCUUCCUGCUCUCACCUCAGUCUGAACUCACUAUUUAAAGUGGCCAAUCAGAACCCUCCCUCAGCUCUCCCUGAGCCGAACAGUCCAAUAGCUGCUGCCGUGCUUUAGAUUAGAGCGCUGUGAUUGGCUGUUUCUGUCUGGAUAGUUGUGACUGGCUGUUCUACUCUCCCCCAAAUGUUUUGCUAGCUCGUAAGUUUCAAAUUCCAAGCACAUAUGGUUAGCAGACACAGAGCACAGGGCUAGUAUAACCAUAAAUACACACAAUGCACAAGGAGGUUAGUAUACCAGCUAUGUUAGCCUGGUUAGCAUUUGUAACCAACUAAUCAAAGCUAAAAUUUAGCCAACAUUCCCUUAUGUUAGCACACAGCUAGCCCAGAGUCAGCACAGCCCAUGUAUAUCACUAGGACCUGAGCAGCCUAACUUGAUCUAAGGGCAUGGCUAGUGUAUGGUUAGCAUGUGGCUAGCAGACGCUGAGCAGAAUGCUAACGUAACCAUAACAUGUGGCUACACACAUCAAAAGGACAGUGGGCUAGCUGUGUUUAACACUUUAUUUAUUAGCUAAUACACAUAGAGCAUAUAGCUAAGUAGCUAACAAGGUUAAAAUUUAGCUGGCAUCCUGUUAUGUUAGCCCAUGGCUAAUGUCAGCACAGCCCUUACACAUUGGUAACAAAGGGCUAAUAUCUACUAAAAAAAAGUUUUUCAAAUUUUGUUAGCACAAUAUGCUAAUAUGGCAGAUAAUAGAAUUACAGUUUAGAAUGUUGCUAGUAGCACAGGGCUAACAUAACAUUAACAUGUUGCUAAUUGAUAGCACAUAAUACAAAGAUAGUAGGCCAGCCAUAUUCAACACCUAUUUGUUGCUAUGGUUACUAUGUAACAUAGCAAGGGCUUGGUUAGCAUGUGGGUAAACAUCACAGCUAACCAAAACUAAAAUGUAGCUAACAUACCCUUAUGUUAGCAGGGUGCUAACAUGAGGGUAUGUUAGCUCUAUUGAAGAGCCUCUACUGACUUGUGGCCCAGGUUAGCAUAUGGCUAACAUGGGGGCAUAAUAGAGCUGUAAUUUAUCUUAUGGCUAACAUUUAGCAGUAGCGGUUGCUUAGCUGCCUCCUGAGAGGAAUAAAUGAGGUCUUAGGAAAUGACUAACACUGCUAAUAUGAUGUGCUAACUCAGAUGUUAGCAUUUUAGGGUUCAGCCAAGAGAAUGUGCUCCAUCGAUGGGAAUGAGCCUCAGAGCUGAGGGGUGUGGCUUCACGAGGGUUUAAUGAGUGAGACCUAAAGCCAUACACACUGUGUUUGUGCGCAUGUAUUAACAUUAAUGUGUGUAUGUGUGUGUGUUAGAGCCUGCAUUUUUGUGUGUGUGUUUGUGUGUGUGUGUGUGUGUGUAACAUUGCACGGAUUUGCACUCUAGUGAUGCACCUCAGCAAGACAUCCGCCCACACACGCACACACACACACGUGCAUUGCACUGCCAUUUGAAAUAGUGGGUCAGAUUAGUUUCCAUGUAGCUUCACCAACCAAACUGUAUUUUUCUUUAAAGGAACAGGGAUGUUGUAAAGUAUUUUUGUACAAAUUUAAUACUUUGGUAGCAUGACGUUCCUGUUGUUUGUCCUGUCGGGCUCCACUGCUCUCC
Molecule: messenger RNA, 9258 nt
Organism: Archocentrus centrarchus (flier cichlid)
Lineage: Eukaryota; Metazoa; Chordata; Actinopteri; Cichliformes; Cichlidae
Gene: grip1
Product: glutamate receptor interacting protein 1
Exons: 26
Coding region: 149-3655 (1168 amino acids)
Biological process (GO): neurotransmitter receptor transport, endosome to postsynaptic membrane
Molecular function (GO): protein binding
Source: RefSeq, a predicted model, not a curated record